UUCAUUCGUUUUUUUUUCUGCAGGGCUCGCCUCGUCCAUGCUGAAGCAACCGUUGCUCUCGCAGUGGCCAUCUUCCUUCUCAUGGUCAUUGCCACCGGUCUCCUGCUCCUGCCGUCAUCCGGAACGACAACGACAGAGGCUACCUUAUAUCCCUUUGUCGAUUGGUCUACAACGACGAAAACUCCGGCGCCCACUGCGAGCCCUGCUACGACCAAGUCAACGCCCGCCAGCCCCCGGAUCGAGUCUACGAAGAAAGUUCGAGUAACGACGCCGUCGACGACAACCACAAAGCGAUACCAGUUCACGACACCGCCAUUAAUCUGCGUGUACGGCAGCGGCUUCAACAAUACCCUCGAGUUUCCCGAGGAAGGCUUGUGCGACCUCACCGUGUUCGAUUCGCUGUACAAGGACCACCGGAACCCGUGGCCAAAGCCCGACAACGACCUUCUGCACUUCCUCAGCGGAGCUAGAACGCACAGGAAGUCGCAGUUUGGUCUCUCGUUCGAUUUCAAAAAUUGGCGGAACUUAUCCGAAGAAUUGUCGAAAGGUAAUCCCGUCGAGCAGAUUGACGAGUACUGGUUCGAUCGCAUCUACCACUACGGCAUGGUUGACAUCUCUCCCUACGGUGACACACAGGUCGAAGUAGCAAGGACUGUGGCGCUAUUCGAGACACUGUACAAGCUGCUGGAGAAGAAGUCGUACGAAAGCGCACUCGGCCAGCACACGCUCAUCUUCUUCGGAUUCUCACCGCUUAAUCAGAAGUGGAUCUCUUUUGUGCCGUCACUCUUCGCGACAUUCAGGCCUCACGUAUUCGUGAUUCGAGGACAUUACUCGCUCGUCAAUCAUAAUGCACCAGACUGCAGGAUAGUGGCGCCCACAUUUCAGAGUCGAACGGCGGGGACUUACUUUUCGCUGCACAACGCUCAUGCGGCGCUCAAGUUCGUGAACACCAGGGAUCCCGGAGGCGCAACGUCGCUCUCGGUGUCUGUGAGCAUGCAGGGACGUUGGAACAGGCCCAAGGCCUACCUGCAGCACGAGGCCAGCAAGUACGGAUUCCUCGAGCCAUGCAUCAAGCUGCCCGCAGGUGUGGAGCAGUUUGGAAACGUGUACGAGAUCUGUAGCCAACCCAGCUACCAGGCAGUCUAUGACAAGGCAUAUAAGGCCGAGUACCGAUACAACUUCGCAGAAGGACUUUCGUUCACCUACGACACGUUGCAGUCACUGAGAGAAAAGCUGUGCUACUACAAGACGAACCUAACGAGUGUCCCCUACGGAUUGGCCCUGUUCGACAUGCAGUAUGAGGACUGGAUCGGCUUCUGCUUCUCGGAGAAAUUUGCCCGCUUGCGCGCCCUGCGCAAGCUGCAGGACUUCAUCACCCAGCGCUUCCGCUUUGCCUCCGACUUGACAGACUGCUUGUUCAGCACACGGGCCGCGUGAAGAACCGCUGCGGCGUGCACGUUCGCGAACCUCUGGACGCCGUGUCUCGUCGUAUUCGCAGGACGAGCUACAAGUGAAAAAAAAAAUUGAGAACAAGAAAAGCAAAUGGUAAACGAAAAAUUAGAAUGAGGAACUGGUUGUGCCGUUCUUUCAGUUUGAAUUUUCUCAUAUGUUAACCCCUCGUCUAGCGACACGACUAUCUAAUGAAUCAAAUAAUAAAUGCA
This is a messenger RNA of Dermacentor albipictus, 1661 nucleotides long. RefSeq lists its product as uncharacterized. Lineage: Eukaryota; Metazoa; Arthropoda; Arachnida; Ixodida; Ixodidae. The record is from RefSeq and is a predicted model, not a curated record.